AUGGGUCGCGCAUCGAAGGACAAGCGCGAUAUUUACUACCGCAAGGCCAAGGAGGAGGGCUACCGUGCUCGCAGCGCAUACAAGCUGCUCCAGAUAGAGGAGGAGUUUCACAUCCUCGACCCGGCCGAGAUCCGCACCGGGGCGGUGGACCUGUGUGCCGCGCCUGGCAGCUGGUCGCAGGUGCUCGCCCAGUGCUUCAAGACGAUCGGCGCCAACGCGACGGCGGCGGCGGUGGCAGGAGCCGCUCUGCCGGCGCAGACGCCGCGCGUGGUGGCAGUGGACCUGCAAGAGAUGGCCCCCAUCGAUGGGGUCGCCAUUCUGCAGGGCGACAUAACGAGCGAGGUGACUGCGAACGAGAUCAUUCGGCUUCUGAACGCGCCGAACUCGACUGGGGGGCCGUGCACCGAUGACGAGCAGCAGCAGCAGCCCACCAGCAGCAACCCUUCCUCCUCCUCCUCUUCGCACCCUCCCGUGCUCUGUGCGUCACAGCGGAAGGCGGACAUCGUCCUCUGCGACGGCGCCCCCGACGUAACCGGCAUGCACGAGCUGGACGAGUACCUGCAGCACCACCUGCUGCUGGCCGCGCUGCACAUCACUACGUUCGUGCUUCGGGCUGGUGGCUGCUUCUUGACCAAAAUGUUCCGCGGCCCCAACACCGCCUUCCUCAUCGCCAAGAGCGAGAUCUUCUUCGAGCAGGUGCGUGUGGUGAAGCCGAAGUCAUCACGCAACGCGUCCAUGGAGAGUUUUCUCCUCUGCCAGGGGUUUCGCAUGCCGCCCGGGUACGUGCCUCGGCUCAUCAGCGCUGCACCGGCUUCCGCUGUCUCUACCGUCUCAGGAGGUUCUGCAUCGGCGAGCACCGGCUAUGGCUCUCGAGCAGAGGCUGAGAAUGAAGAGGAUAUGAAGGGAGGACGUAGAGAGAGAGCCACCGUGAGCGGCGGCCGACUUCGCGCCAGCGGCUUCACGCCGGAGGCGCCGUCGUACUGCUACGGCACGACUGCGUCUUCCUCGCACGUGCCGGCUGGGAGCGCCGCGGCGGCAGCAGGACAAGGUGUUGCGCUCGACAGCCAGCGGACGUCUUGCACGCUCGCAGAGAGAGUCCUGGCUCCGUUCCUCUCCUGCGGUGACCUUUCGGGGUUUGACGCCGACAUGUGCUACGACAGGGAUGAGGAGGUUGGCGUGCUGGAGCCGGUGCAGCCUCCGCUUCAGGCACCGUACUUGACUGCCGCCGCUGCUUCGCUGUCACUGUCCGCAGAGGUUGCCGGCGGACAAGACACGCGGGGGGCGGGGGUGCCACAAAGUAAAAAAUUGCGUGUGGAGUCGCAGGUGGGUGCUGUGGAGGACGACCCCAAUGCAAGUGAAGAGCAGCAGCAAUGA
This is a messenger RNA of Leishmania braziliensis MHOM/BR/75/M2904, 1374 nucleotides long. Its product is annotated as putative FtsJ-like methyltransferase. The record is from RefSeq and is a predicted model, not a curated record. Gene Ontology annotation, cellular component: cytoplasm. The transcript has a single exon. Gene Ontology annotation, molecular function: tRNA methyltransferase activity. Gene Ontology annotation, biological process: tRNA methylation; cytoplasmic translation. NCBI's taxonomy places the organism in Eukaryota, Euglenozoa, Kinetoplastea, Trypanosomatida, Trypanosomatidae. Bases 1 to 1374 code for a protein of 457 amino acids.